AUGGGGUUUUUUGACCACCUCCAAAAAGGAGGAGCGUUCUCCUUGCAGGCGAAAAAGACGCAAGUUCGCAAAGUCGUCCAAACGAAACCAGCGGCGCCAACAAACCCUUCGGUCCAGAAUUCAAACUCUCGAACCCCUCGCGCCCAGUCCUCGAGCCAAAAGACACACGCACCCAAAGCCCGAUCGGUUUCCAGCGAUGCAGAUCCUCGUCCCUCGAAAAGACUGACAACCCCCAGUCGCCCACGAAAACGACCGACGCCCGAAACACGUCUGUCGAGCGAUGAUGACGACGUGACUGACAGCGAUACCUCCUUUGAAAUGCGCAAGCGUGCUAGGGUCAGUGCUAGUGCAGAACCUGACCCUGAGCGGCGCAUUCGCUCGGUGAAAGCAUUCUCAGAGGAAGCCAGUCGUCCUUUUAAAAUGGUCCAUGCAGCCGACAUCACUUCUGGUCAAAAGGCUGGCAAAUUCAAGCCGGCUUUUGGCGCUGCAAGCAAGCCGAAGGAAAUUCUUUUACAGUAUCCCAGCGCCUCCAGGAAGGAACGAUUCGAUUGCAUGGUGCCCAAAGAUAAUGAUGAAUUCCGGCCCAUCGACGACAUUGUGCAGGUUAUCGAGACUGUUGCAGAUCAUUAUAUCCCGAGUGACAAGGCCGCGGAAUUCAACGAUGAGACAACUGGUAUCAGGCGGCGGCUGCGCCGUGCUAUAGCUCUCUCGUCAGAGACUCAAUUCCGGGAGGCGGUGGAAGACUACAACAAGUUGGUUGAGCGCCUGAGGAUCGACGGUCACAUUGCGAAAACCUUGGACGAAACCCACCGCAUGGGCUUACCCUGGGUGGAACGGAUUCUCAACCAGACCUAUGCGCGGACGGUUUCCCCUCGGGUCGAGUCUUUACGACAGUACGAGAACGGCACGGACAACGUCUACGGUGAAUUACUCCCUCGAUUUAUCAGCGAUAUAUUCAAAGAGACCAAACUCAAGUCUGGUCACGUGUUCGUUGACCUCGGCUCCGGCGUGGGCAACGUAGUCCUCCAAGCGGCGCUUGAGAUCGGUUGCGAGAGCUGGGGGUGUGAGAUGAUGGCGAAUGCCUGUGACUUGGCGGAGCUGCAACAGGCAGAAUUCAAGGCUCGUUGUCGACUUUGGGGCAUUCUGCCUGGCAAGACACAUCUCGUCCGAGGGGACUUUCUUGAGCAGGAGAGCAUUAUCAACGUCUUGAAGCGAGCCGACGUCGUGUUGAUUAACAAUCAAGCUUUCACUCCGCAGCUCAACAACGAGUUGAUCAACCAUUUUCUCGACAUGAAGGAGGGCUGCAAAAUUGUUUCCUUAAAGUCUUUCGUUCCGGCCGGUCACAAGAUCCAAUCACGCAACCUGAACUCCCCAAUCAAUCUUCUGAAAGUUCAGCAGAAGAAUUACUGGUCCAACAGUGUCAGCUGGACCGACGUUGGGGGUACCUAUUUUAUUGCCACAAAAGACAGUUCCCGCUUGAAAGCUUUUAUCGAUGACUCUACGUGA
Molecule: messenger RNA, 1506 nt
Organism: Penicillium oxalicum
Lineage: Eukaryota; Fungi; Ascomycota; Eurotiomycetes; Eurotiales; Aspergillaceae
Gene: dot1
Product: histone methyltransferase DOT1
Exons: 2
Coding region: 1-1506 (501 amino acids)
Biological process (GO): subtelomeric heterochromatin formation; DNA repair; DNA damage checkpoint signaling
Cellular component (GO): nucleus; nucleosome
Molecular function (GO): histone binding; histone H3K79 methyltransferase activity
Source: RefSeq, a predicted model, not a curated record